Molecule: messenger RNA, 899 nt
Organism: Dendrobium catenatum
Lineage: Eukaryota; Viridiplantae; Streptophyta; Magnoliopsida; Asparagales; Orchidaceae
Product: probable glutathione S-transferase GSTF1
Exons: 3
Coding region: 70-720 (216 amino acids)
Cellular component (GO): cytoplasm
Molecular function (GO): glutathione transferase activity; glutathione binding
Source: RefSeq, a predicted model, not a curated record
CUGCAGAAGCUCAACUGUCUUCCUUGUCCCCGUUGCCCUUCUCAGGAGGAGUAAUUGACCAAGAGGGAAAUGGCGGUGACGGUGUACGGCCCUUCAUAUUCGACUGCCACGGCGCGUGUGAUUGCUUGCCUUGAAGUUUAUGGCGUGGAGUACCGACAGGUUCCUGUCGACCUCGUCGCCGCUGAGCACAAGCAGCAAGCUGUUCUCUACGGUAACCCCUUCGGCCAGGUUCCGGUGUUUGAAGACGGCGACCUCAAGCUCUUUGAAUCCAGGGCAAUCACUAGGUACAUAGCAAAGAAGUACAAGCGCGCCAAUGGCCCUGACCUCCUGAAGGAGGACAAUCUGGAGGAGUCUACAAUGGUGAACAUAUGGAUGGAAGUGGAAGCACACCAGCUCGAUAAAGCAGUCCAACCCAUAAUCUUCCAAUUGCUCGUCGUGCCCGUUCUCCUCGGCGGCGCACCGGACCAGAAGAUCGUCGAAAAUUCAGUAAAAAACGUAGAGAAAUUGCUCGAUGUGUAUGAGGCCAGGCUUUCUGAGAGCAAGUAUCUGGCAGGUGAUUUCUUCAGCUUGGCAGACCUAAACCACCUUCCAUAUCUACACUAUCUGAUAAAUACGCCAUACGCUUCUGCCAUUACCUCCAGGCCACAUGUGAAAGGUUGGUGGGAGGAUUUGCUGUCAAGGCCGGCUUGCCAGAAGGUAACGGCUAAUAUGAAGCGGUAGAAGUUCAAAAUUUGAUGUUUUGUGUUGGACGGUAAUAAGGUUUGGCGUUUGUGUUUGCGUAUGCGUUUAUGUUUGUGUUUGCGUUUGUGUUGUCUUUGGGGGGAAUAAACAGCUAAGAUUUUUAUGUUUGUGUUGUUUGACAUUAAAUAAAGCUGUGAUUGAAUGUUCAGAACUAGCAA